UGUGUGCGGUGGCUUCCUUCUCUUGACCGUCCCAAAUUGCAAGUAAACAAUACGUCGCUUUAGAUAAUGUGCGAGUCUGAAACUACCGAGGCCGGCCUGCGAGCUAGCACGGAGGGCAUGCAGCCCGGGCCGCCGGCUUUGUAGCGGUUCCUGCUUACAAAAGGGUUCCUGGAGACCGGGCUGCUGGGGACCCUGGAAGGGGGUGGGGACAUUUCCAGUUCCUAAGGGAAAAUGCCGGGGCUGCUUUGGAUCAGGAUUUAAGUAUAAGAAGUAGUAUGUAGCUCGGCGGGGGGCGGGGGGGGAUAGUCACGACCCCCCCCCCCCGGUGAACAUUAUUUUUUGAAACAGUGGCAGAAAGGAUCUAAGUGAGCAGAGGUCGGUAUUUGUUGGUUCUUUAAAAAAAUAAAAAGAAAAAUCCUCUUGGCUUAUAAGUCUUUUGUUCCAAUCCAGGAGAAAUCCGGUGAAUCACCUAAUUAAAAUCAAGACGUGAAUUAAGCAUCCAUUUUUGUACUACAAAUUGCCAGCGCUACGUUUGUCCCUCCCUUGGUCUCCAUUAAAAAACACCAGAGACGUUGUUAAAAAGGGGGGCAGAUUUUGCCUCUAGCUGCCAGUUCUGCUUUCUGUUUCACUGACUAUCCCAGGACCUAAAUUGCUUGGCUAUGUAAUUACUAGAGUAUAAGCCUAUUUAACUUAAAAGCUUUUUUUUUUUCCAACUCUAAAUGAAACUUGAUGAGGGCCCGUCCUUAGUUAUCAGGGGAGUCAGUUUCUGGUCAGUCCUCUUGAUUCAUCUCUUUUAGAUUUAAUCAGCAUUAAGGUAUUGCUUGUCCUUAAGAGCUUUAGCUAAUGGGGUUACUGGAUGCUUUUCUCAGUGUAAUGUUUCCUUUUCAAAAAAAAUAUACAUAUAUAUUUACCUCUCACGAAAGAUGGGGGCGGGGAACAGCUUGGAAUCUCCUCCCUCUCUCCUCUUUUAAAAAGGAAUUCGGAGCGAUUAAAACGAGGGGGGGGGGGUAGUUUAAAGACCCAGGGCAGGAAAUGCAGAUUCAUUUGGGUUAGGGCUGAAAUUGUAACAAAAAGCAAUUCCUCGAGUAAAUGCAUCAGAUAAAUCAAUUUACAUAAAGGUAUGAUGCAUUCGGAUAAAUGCAAUGCUAAUGGGUUUUAGAGUGGUCCUGUUUCCAAAGUCUCAGGGUUUUGUUACAGCUUAAUUGGUGCAGUUCUUAUUCUGGUUUAUUGUGCGGUCACUGGACACACGUUCCGGGACUCUUUCGGAGGAAAUGUGUUUAAAAUCAGCCUAUUUAAGGAAUCCCAGUCCUUGUUUCGUUCCCUCUCCCUCGUUCUUCUACAGCAGCCAAGUUGGGCCAGGGACAGGCAAAGUUCGCCCUCUCUCCCUUCUGAGAUAUCAGCUGAAUGUCUUGAGCAGAUAGCUGGGAGCCUUGGGGACAGACCACACUCUCGGCUUGCUGAGGACAAAGACAAAACAAGCUGCUUAAUUGGCAGUAAAUAACUUGAUCUUUUUAUAGAAUAAGUGACUGGAGGAACACUAGGACUUUAUUGGACUCAGGAUUGGAGGCAACAAAUUAAUCGGUUUAGGCUAAGCUUUAUAAAUUGAUUCCUAUAUUAUACCCCAGUUGCUUCUCUUGUGGCAUUUCAUUAGAGUGGGGAGGGGAUGUUUAAAAGCAGUUUUGGGUGACAGCAGGACUAGCUCGAAUUUAACUUGUGCAUCCCUAAACCGUGCCUUCUCGCGUAUUAUCUGUGCCCCCCCCCCCCAUCCCCUUUUGGAGGAACAAAGCUUUAGCAUUUAAAUUGCUGAUCAAGGGCAGAUUAGUGAGACCAAAGUGGAGAGUGUUUGUAUAGGAAGUUAACCGGCAUCCUAAAGUUCAAUGAUCUAUUAUUCUUGCCUGUGUCCUGAAAACCCAGAGAAAACACUCAUUGAUCUUCAAAAUGAAAUGAGAUUUGGAACAAUAAUGGGAGAUGGCGGUCACCACAAUGGCAUGCGAGAGACCAUGGUGAAUCCGGGCAGCAGCUCGCAGCCGCCCCCGGUGACGGCCGGCUCCCUCUCCUGGAAGCGGUGCGCUGGCUGCGGGGGCAAAAUUGCGGACCGCUUUCUGCUUUAUGCCAUGGACAGCUACUGGCACAGCCGAUGCCUCAAGUGCUCCUGCUGCCAGGCGCAGCUGGGAGACAUCGGCACGUCCUGUUACACCAAGAGCGGCAUGAUCCUUUGCAGAAAUGACUACAUUAGGUUAUUUGGGAAUAGCGGUGCCUGCAGUGCUUGUGGACAGUCAAUUCCUGCGAGCGAACUCGUCAUGAGGGCACAAGGCAAUGUGUAUCAUCUUAAGUGUUUUACAUGCUCUACCUGCCGGAAUCGCCUGGUCCCAGGAGAUCGGUUUCACUACAUCAAUGGCAGUUUAUUUUGUGAACAUGAUAGACCUACAGCUCUCAUCAAUGGCCAUUUGAAUUCACUUCAGAGCAAUCCACUACUGCCAGACCAGAAGGUCUGCUAAAAGGUCAGAGUAAUGCAGAAUGCGUGCCUUCAUCUCAGAUUUUGUUCAUCACAGGUGGAUCCCAUGUGUCUUCAGUAGACAAGUCACCUUUGUAGCUAGCACCAGUGCCAGCUCCAUUGCACCUUCUUUAGUCUUGAUUGCCCUUCCCGCAUUUAUUGGUGUAUUAAAAUGACUGAAUAUGAACAUUAAGGACUCCAUGAACCUGGGCUAAUGGGAGACUGUAGAGAAAAAUGAAAAAACAUCCACCGGAGGACAUCUUUCGGGGGGGAGGGAGCUUGGGGGGAGGGAAAUGACUAAUGAAGCUAAUUAAAAGAAGCAUUCAAAUCUGCUUUCUAUCCUCAUUAACAAUUAGCAGGGCACUGGCCAGAGUUUGUACCCUGUGUUUUACCUUAACAACAUUCUAUUUGCUCUUUGUAUAUUUAAGUGUUGUAAGGAAACGUGUUUCAAUCAAACUGAACAUGAGAUAAAGGAAAGAGAUGUGGCUUUUGUGAUAUUCUAUCACAAACACUUUUAUUGUAUCUCUGUAAAAUACAAUGUAUGUAUGCAUGUAAGUGUUUUUGUCCUAAUGUUGCUACUACCACGGCAAAGAUUAAAAAAAGAACGGGAAAAAAAAAGUCAGGCUCAUAGCAGCUACUGUGUAGAAAUCUCCUCCUACUUCUAAUUUGCUGAAUGAAGAAAAAAAUCUUUUAUUUGUGAUAUUUUCAGAGACAUUUGCUCUAGUAUGGUGUAUUUAAAUAAUAAAAACUUAAAAGAAAAAGAAUUCAAUG
Messenger RNA from Perognathus longimembris pacificus (Pacific pocket mouse), 3265 nucleotides. RefSeq names its product LIM domain only 4 (gene Lmo4). The transcript is spliced from 5 exons. The record is from RefSeq and is a predicted model, not a curated record. Bases 1878 to 2498 code for a protein of 206 amino acids. Lineage: Eukaryota; Metazoa; Chordata; Mammalia; Rodentia; Heteromyidae.